AUGGCGACCCACUUCUCCGGCCUCAUGACCGUGUUCCGGCUGCUGCUGUCCCUCCCGACACCGCCGGCCUCCUCGCCGCUGCCCGGCGAUACCACCGGCGGUAGCGGUGGCGGUGGGCAUUCGGUGCCGCCGGACCUCGUGCGGAGGGGGCUGUCAGUGCUAGAGGCGUCCCACAGGACCGGGGGACUGUUCCGCUUUCCGCCGUUCGCUGCGACGUGGCUGCAGCCGCUGCUGACCGACGCGCUGCGGGGGCUGGCGGAAGGGGCGCAUCCGUUGACGCAGGAAGAGGUCCACCGCCUCGUUUUCGACCUUGCGGAGGUUGACCACCGGGCAUUCGCCACCGAGUUCCUGCCGCACUUUCUCGGUACUCACUACUCGUGGCUGGGUGCAGAACAGAAGGAGGCGUUGUUGGCCCCGUGGAGGGCGGGGACGCACCUGGACGUCCCCACGUUUUCGUCGUUCCUAGAGGCCUUGGUGUCGGAUUUGUCGUUCUUCCGCGCGCAAGCGAACGCUGCGUGAUGAUUUUUUGUGUUGACGGUUACUACAUCAUGUUUGGAUGUUUGGGGUUAGUGUCGUGCGUUGUUUGUCGUGAGUAAAAAGUACAAUGAAAUUCUGUUCCUUGAUGAGGCGUUUCACAAGCCAUCUAUCGUUCCCUAUCAUUGAAAAUGCCACGAAGCUCGUUGUUCAAGUUAGAACGCAAGCGGUGGGAUAACAAAAAAUGACAGUCCCAAGGGAGCAUGCCCGUGGGUCGGCCGCCCUGGCUGCCUCACGCUCUCCCUUCUCGAGACCCACUUCCCUCAUUAUCUCUCGUGCUCUCUUCAUGGUUCUGGUGCCAAGCAACGCACGUCUGUCUGGGCUCAACUGAUCUCCGAUCCGAAAAAUCCUCAAACCGAACCUUUAGUAGCUACUUGGCCGUCAGGACCGUGCCACACGUUUCGCCCUACAUCCUCAACUUCACCUGUGCACAGAGAUGGAAGGUCGUGUCAGUACAUAUACGCCUAGCACCGUAAGCCGAUGGCGUACAAGGACUGUUGGACUGCGUGGCUGCAAUAUUAGCAUUUGGCAUUGCUUUUUUGUCAGAGCGACGGACGACGCCUGGGUUCUCGCCACAAUGCUGCUGACGUCUUGAUAAACACGGGCGAAUGCAUGAAGAUCAUCCAUUAAUCGAGCUUUUCGUCGAAAUCUUCUGCUCUGCCUCCUUUGUUGCGGGCAAGAAGCACAGGAGGGCGGUCCAUGAUCACCCGAGACUUGAUGAUUUGAUUUCCAGCGCGGGGGCGGGAUAGGGAUAAACCGUCUUCGAAGGUUAGGACCGAUGGCGCGGUUGCUCUCGCCCUCACCCCACUCAUGACCAACAUGGGGUCGUCGGUAUGCGUUUCCAAGACACGCGCUAGGUUACAGCGGGUCAACUCCUUUUUUCCAUCUUCUUUAUUCUCUUCUCAUCUAUUUUUUCCGUGCCACACUCACUUGUCCCGUCUACAUCCUGUUUUACCAGAAAAAUAUCGCCUCUUUUCCGAAAAAGAAAAAGAAAAAUGCCGUCCAUAUGUAUGUACCCACAGCCUUCAUCAUCGAACCGUCUUGCGAGCACGAAAGCGCUCUUGGGAAACAAGAAACGACCAUCAACCACAACGGAGAAAGAGUGGGCGGGUGUCCAACCAACCAAUCAAAUCGACCGGCCAUAUGGCAACAUGGACGAACUUUGGGGCCACCAACAAUGUUGGUGGUGAUUCUCUACCCGAGC
Molecule: messenger RNA, 1738 nt
Organism: Ectocarpus siliculosus
Lineage: Eukaryota; Phaeophyceae; Ectocarpales; Ectocarpaceae
Source: the annotation of a GenBank genome assembly